This is a messenger RNA of Colletotrichum scovillei, 2106 nucleotides long. Its product is annotated as phenylalanine ammonia-lyase. Gene Ontology annotation, biological process: L-phenylalanine catabolic process. Gene Ontology annotation, molecular function: ammonia-lyase activity. The record is from RefSeq and is a predicted model, not a curated record. The coding region runs from base 1 to 2106 and encodes 701 amino acids. Gene Ontology annotation, cellular component: cytoplasm. NCBI's taxonomy places the organism in Eukaryota, Fungi, Ascomycota, Sordariomycetes, Glomerellales, Glomerellaceae. The transcript has a single exon.
AUGGGACAUCUCCAUCUUGUGUCCGGUCAAUGGAAACAUCUCCGGCAGUUGCUCGACUCGCAGCCCCGUGUCGUUGUAGAUGGCCAGACUUUAUCAAUUUCCGACGUGGUGGCCGUCAGCCAUUAUCAGGCCUCGGUCUCUUUAACAUCGGAUACCAACAUCAUCAACAAGGUCCAUAAGAGCACCGCCCUGUUGCGCUUAAAGCUUCGUCAAGGAGCCACAAUCUACGGCAUCACAACAGGAUUUGGUGGAAGUGCCGACGUGCGCACCUCUGACCAUGAAGAACUGCAGAGAGGACUACUGCAGCUCCUUCAAGUCGGUAUCCUUCUACCUUGUGACAAAGGCUCAGAUCUCCAUGGAGAAAGUCAUCUUGGAAUGCAAGCUUGGAGAGGGCAUGCCCUUCCAGCCUCCAUUGUCAGAGGAAUGCUCCUCGUUCGGGUCAACUCCCUGCUGCGUGGCCAUUCUGGUGUCCGUCUGGAAGUUCUAGAAGCUAUGUUGACCCUGCUGGACAAUCAUGUCAUUCCUAUGGUCCCGCUGCGUGGCAGCAUCUCAGCUUCUGGAGACUUGAUACCUCUGUCUUACAUUGCUGGCGUUUUGGAGGGCAACUCGGACGUCUACGUUGCUGUCGGUGCGCAAAGACCAAAGUUCAUGACUGCGAAAGAAGCCUUGAGAAUGAUCGGCCUCGAGCCGGUGCGGUUCGAAGCCAAGGAAGCUCUGGGCAUCACAAAUGGUACUGCUACGAGCGCCGCAGCGGCCUGUAUCGCCAUGCACCAAGCUCAUCAACUCGCCACGAUGUCGCAGUUCCUUACCGCCAUGGCAACCGAGGCGCUUCGAGGCCGGCAGUCGAACUACUACCCGUUCAUAUCCCAGUGCCGACCGCAUCUGGGACAGGUGGAGGCUGCGUCAAACAUACUACGUUUCCUUUCCGGGUCCAGGUUGACCAGAAAGGGAGACGACCAUGCCGAAGGCCUCGUACAAGAUCGAUAUCCUCUCCGAACCGCGCCCCAAUGGAUCGGUCCCUUGCUUGAGGACUUGAUGCUAGCUCAACAGCAAGUACAAGUUGAGAUCAACAGCACCACGGAUAACCCCCUCUUUGACGUCGAGACCGAAACCGUCCAUCAAGGAGGCAACUUCCAAGCGCUGGCUGUCACUUCCGCCAUGGAAAAGGUCUCGUCCUCCAUGCAGCUAUUGGGCAAACUCAUGUUCGCUCAAUGCACAGAGCUUCUCAACGCCAAGCUCAACGAUUGCCUGCCGCCCAACCUCGCCGCCGACAACCCUAGCAAGUCUUUCACUACCAAGGGGUUGGACAUCACCAUGGCAGCGUACAUGUCUGAGCUGGCCCACCUAUCCCACCCCGUGUCCGCGCAUAUCCAGAGCGCCGAAAUGAAUAACCAGUCGGUCAACUCGCUCGCGUUGAUCGCCGCCAGGAACGCGUUGGAGAUGACCGAGAUCUUGUACCUCAUGGUGGCAACGUACAUAUACGCCCUCUGUCAGGCUCUCGACCUGCAAUGUCUCCAUCUCGAAUUUUGCAACGUGGCAAUACCCGCUUUGUUAGAAGUUGCUCAGAGUUGUAUCGGGUUUCCCAGAGCCGCCGACGGAGCGGACGACAUUGCCCAGCGCUGCGGCGAGAUCCUGCUCCAGAAGUGGAACGGCCUGGCCAACCUCGACGUGGAAAACCGAGGCCGAGCUGCUGCGCGAGAAGCGAAGGGCGGGCAACUCGAGGUCUUGGCUCCGUAUUUCGAGGGCAUGCAUCCUAAGGAGUUGAUCAUUGCCAUCAAGGCUAUGGAUGCUUACACUAAGCAGUCCGCCGAAAGAAUCAGCCAUGAGUAUUGCAAGACACGCUUACGGUUUCUGGAGAACCCAAGCACAGGCGCAUAUCUCGGGGUUGCUUCAAAGGCAAUCUACAAAUAUGUAAGGAAAAGUCUGGGUGUUCCGAUGCAUCGCGGUUUGCAAGACUAUCCAGCAACGUUGGGAACCAACGGAAGCCCCGGGGAACCGGGGAAGAAGACCAUCGGCACCUUGACCAGCGAGAUCUACGUCGCGUUGCGCAAUGGGUCAAUGCACGACUUGUUGAUGGCGACAGUUUCUAGUUUAGACUCUAAGUAG